Messenger RNA from Nicotiana tabacum (common tobacco), 2125 nucleotides. Lineage: Eukaryota; Viridiplantae; Streptophyta; Magnoliopsida; Solanales; Solanaceae. The record is from RefSeq and is a predicted model, not a curated record.
UCGGGGACACCAGAUCAAGCACGAGCCGCUCAGAGCCUUAUUCAUGCCUUCAUUUUAUCUGAGCAGAAUAUGUAGAACUUCCUUCUUUAUCAUGUUACUAGAGCUUAUCUCACCACACUCAAAUGGAUGGAAGAAGCGCUUGGCCUUCUCACCGAUAACUGCAAAUUAGUCAUUUCUUGGCUUGAAAACAGCAAUUGCAAUUCCUCUGUUGCUGAAAGUUGGUAUGUUAUGAAUGUGAACAAGUGUUUGAAUAUACUUAGGCAGUUGCAAGCUACAGAGGAACGUUCUCGUGCCAAAGGUGGAGCGUUGAUGGUCGCAUUAGACAAGCUGGAAAGUGAAUUGGCAUCCUCGUUAACGGACAUAGCUCCACUGUCUUUGCCUUUGCCAAAUGUUAUUCAAAAUGUGCAAGCUAUUAUUGAUAGAUUGGCUGUGAACCAUAGAUUUGACAAAUGUACAUCUAUUUAUAUUGAGGUUCGGAGUUCAAAUGUGAGAAAAACUUUAGAAGAGCUGGAUUUGGACUACCUGGAGGAGAUAUCAUUGACAGAGUUUGACAGUGUUUUGAGUGUAGAGUCUCACAUUGACCAAUGGCGCGAGCACUUGGAAUUCGCAGUGAAGGAUUUGUUAGACAUAGAACACAGGCUUUGCAAUGAAAUAUUCCAGAAAUCAGCAUCUAAAGAUAGUAGCUGUACGGACUGCUUCGCAAAAAUUGCAGUCCAAUCUGGGAUUCAUUCUUUCAUCAAAUUUGGCAACACAAUUACCAGAGGGAAGAAAGAAGCAGUUAAGCUGUUGAAGUUAUUGGACAUGUUUGCUGCUCUAAAGAGACUACGCUCCGAUUUCAACAGACUUUUCAGUGGAAGAACCUGUGGUGAAAUCCAGAGCCAAACAAGGGAUCUGAUCAAGAAAGUUGUGAAUGGGGCUUGUGAAAUUUUCUGGCAACUUUCUCUUCAGGUGGAACUGCAGAGGACAACUAGUCCUCCGGCGAAUGGUAGUGUUCCGAGGCUGGUUAACUUUGUCACUGAGUAUUGUAAUCAGCUUCUUGAGGAUGAAUAUUGGUCCACACUUGUCCAAGUUGUGGAGAUACAUCAAGGUUGGAACCACGAGAGCUCCGAUAAGGAGCUUCUUCUAAAUGAGAUGCGAAAAAUAAUAAUGGUAAUUGAGCUCAAUUUAGAGAGUUGGGCAAAGACAUACACGGACGACACUCUCUCCUAUCUCUUCUUGAUGAAUAACCAUUGGUACUUAUGCAAGUACACGAAGGGAACGAAACUUGGUGAGCUAAUGGGACACGAAUGGAUUAGAGGUCACGAGGAAAACAUGGAGUACUACGAGACACUCUAUUUGAGCGAGAGCUGGGGAAAACUCCCGGACCUUCUGAGCGAGGAAGGUCUAGUGUUGUUCCCUGGAGGGAGAGCCAUUGAUCGUCAAGUGGUUAAGAAGAGAUUCAAGGAAUUCACAGAGGCUUUCGACGAUAUUUACAAGAGGCAUUCCAAUUGGGAAUUGUGUGAUAAGGGGCUAAGAUGGAGAGUACGCCAACUCGUAUUGCAGGUUGUUGUCCCUUCUUACAGUAGCUACCUAGCAAAAUACAUGCCCUCUAUAGAAUUUGAGGUUGCUAGUACUGGUAAUCAACACAUAAAAUACACAGCUGAGACCUUAGGAAAUAUGAUCAGUGGUCUAUUUGAACCAAAAGUUGGAAAGUAUGGCAGUACUACCAAAUGCACAGAAUGGAGUGGAAAGCUUAAUAAUAGUAUUGUUGCUAAUCACCUUUCUUCCACACCUGCAGCAGCAUGAAUUAGGAAGCUGAUUAGUUUACAACAUUACUAGUUAAUCCUGAACAUAAGGUUGUAUAUGGUACAUGGUUUAUGCUUCUCUAGCAAAAUUCUAACAAGCUACAUCCAAGGAAAUCUUCAGUUAUGUAAUGUAAAUAUGAUGCUAAAUCCUAUUAGUAUAGUUUGUUUUAGCAGCUCAGUUACAUGUUGUAGUUUCCAUCUUGAACAUUCAGAAAUUUGAUCACUUGGACAAAUACUUGUGGUGCUUAGGGUUUAGUUUUAUAGUCUAUUUGGAUGAUGUUUGAUAGAAUAACCAGAACCUCUUCUUUUUCUUCUUUACAAUUGCAACCCAAGGAUAAUAG